CUGCGCAUCGCGUUGUCAAACCGAGCACAUGGUUUGUUGUCGAUUGGAACAAGCGGCGACGACGACCAAAAUUCCCCAAUUUUACCGACAGAAAGGUAAAAAGUGUGCAAAGUUGCUUGUGUUACUUUCUUCUGUUGCAAAGUGCGUGUGAUAUUGUGUGUAAAAAGCCCCAUUUAAGCGCUCACAGCAAUGGGUAAAAAGGCAAAAGUAGGAAAGGAUCGGCGGGAUAAGUUCUACAAGCUCGCCAAAGAGUCCGGGUACCGGUCGCGUGCCGCAUUCAAGUUGAUUCAGUUGAACCGACGCUUCGGAUUCUUGCAGCAGUCGCAAGUAUGUCUCGAUCUGUGUGCCGCUCCCGGCGGUUGGAUGCAGGUGGCGAAGCAGAACAUGCCCGUCUCGAGCAUCGUGAUCGGUGUGGAUCUGUACCCGAUCAAGAACGUGCCGGGCUGUAUCAGCCUGAUCGGCGACAUUACGAGCGACAAAACGAAGGCCGAUCUGGCAAAGGAGCUGAAGACGUGGAAAGUGGACGUCGUGCUGAACGAUGGGGCACCGAAUGUGGGUAAAAACUGGCUGCACGAUGCUUACCAGCAGGUCUGUCUGACGCUUAGCGCCGUCAAGCUGGCCACGCAGUUCCUGCGCCCGGGCGGAUGGUUCAUCACGAAGGUGUUCCGCUCGAAGGACUACAACGCGCUGAUCUGGGUGCUGAAGCAGCUGUUCCGCAAGGUGCAUGCGACCAAACCGUCCGCUUCGCGUAAGGAGUCGGCCGAAAUCUUCGUCGUCUGCCAGUACUACAAGGCGCCGGACAAGAUUGAUCCACGCUUUUUGGACUCGAAGUAUGUGUUCGAGGAGCUGGACAUCCAGUCGAAGGACAUUUCGUCGAACAACAUUCUGAAGGAGUUGGAGCGCAAAACGCCCAAAAAACCGAAGGUGGAAGGUUACGACAGCACGGACGUGCGUAAGAUUAUAACCGCGCUGGAGUACAUGCAGAGCGACAAGCCGCUGGCCCUGCUGAGCCGCGUGACAGAAAUUACCUUCACCAAGGCGGACGAAGCAAUUGCAAACCACCCGCGCACCACGACGGAGCUGAAGGAAUGUUGCAAGGAUAUAAAGAUCCUGGGCCGUAAGGAUAUCAAGGAACUGUUGCGCUGGCACAAGCUGCUCAGCCCGGAGUUUACGGAGGCUGGCGAGGACAAAGCGGACGAUAAGAAAAAGAAGGGCGAAGGCGAGGAUGGAGCGAAGGACGACGACGACGAGGAAACGGAUGUGGACGAGGAGAUUGUGGAGUUGAAGCAGAUUGAGAAGGAGAUUGCGACCCUGCAAAAGGAGGAAGAGCGCAGCUCGAAGCGAAUGCGCAAGAAGACCAACAAAGAGCGGGCAAAGCUGAACGAGAAACUGAGCCUGAAGAUGGUCAUCAAGGGCGAUGCCGGCCCGACCGAGCAGGGUGAGGAUAUGGUGUUUUCGCUGAAGGACGUCGGCACCAGGCAGCAGCUGGAGAGCAUCCUCGACCAGGCGCCAGACUUUGUGGUAGAAGAUAAGUCGGAGGAUGAGGGUGCGGAGGAUGGCGAGUACGUGCGGUACGAUCGCGAGACGAAGGGCGAUCUGUUCGAGGAUGAUAAGCUGCUUUCCACCCAGCGAGCCGAUAGCGAUUCCGAGAUAGAUUCCGACUUCGACGAGAAGGGCCUUGCGAUGGAAUCGGACGACGAGGAGCUGAGCUUCGAGGAGGACGAAGAUAUGAAGGAUCCGUCGGACGAUGAGGACCGCAAUCCGCUGAUCACGGAUCUGGACUACCGUAGCAAGGUGGACAAGCGGCUGCACCGGGCACAGCUGUGGUACGAGCAGGAAGCGUUCAAAAAGCACGACCUCCAAGCGAACGACGAGGAGGUGGUGGAUUACGAUCUGGACAAGAUGAUCGAGGCGUACAAGAAGGCGGGCGUGACGGUGCUUGGUACGGAGGGCGCCGAUAACGGCAAGGAGUCGGAACCGCUGGGAAAGAAGGCCCGCCGCCGGUCCAAGCAUGAUGUGAACAAGCUGGACGGCGACGAGUCGAGCGAUAGCAGCAGCUCGUCGGAAGAUGAGGACGAACCACAGAACGCACAGGCAGUGGGCACGAUGGUGCACAAGACGAUAGAGAAGGUGGGUGGCGACAGCGAGGGCGGCUUCGAGAUUGUGUCCUCCGAGAAGGUGCGCAAGCCGAAGAAGAUCAAGCUGAGCGAGGAGGAGCUGGCGCUGGGACAGAUGAUAAUUUCGGGCAAGAAGACGCGCCGCGAUAUCAUCGAUGCGGCGUUCAAUCGGUACAUGUUUAACGAUACCAACCUGCCGGACUGGUUCGUUGCGGACGAGCUGAAAACGAUGCAGCGCCAUCUGCCGGUGCCGGAAGAUGUGGUGGAGAAGUACCGCAAGUCGAAGGACGAGUUCAACGUGCGCACGAUCAAGAAGGUGAUGGAGGCGAAGGCGCGCAAGAAGCGGCACGCGACCAAGCGGCUGGAGAAGAUCAAGAAGAAGGCGGAAACGAUCAUGGAGAACGUGGACAACACCAACCAGGAGAAGAUUCGUCUACUGAAGAAGCUCUACAAAAAGGCCGACGCGAAGAAGAAGGAUGUGACGUACGUGGUGGCGAAGAAGACGGGCGUUAGCGGCAAGAAGGUGCGCCGACCGAAGGGUGUCGAGGGUCGGUUCAAGGUGGUCGAUCCGCGCAUGAAGAAGGAUCGGCGAGCCGAGAUGGCGAAGGAUAAGCGUUCGAAGAAACACGGCAAGGGUCGGGGUAAACCUGCUGCCGGCGGUAAGGGCCGAGGCGGCAAUGCCAAGGCGAAGGCUGGGGGCAGUCGUAAGAAGUAAGGUUAUUUUUUGGUGGGUUAAUUCUAUUGCUAGUGUAGAGCGUGUACACACAAGAAUAGCGAGAGCAAAAAUAGAAAACAAAACACAUCGCUAUAAACACUUAUAAAUAAAUAAUAAAGAUACAUUUAUGGAACAUGAA
This is a messenger RNA of Anopheles arabiensis, 2971 nucleotides long. Its product is annotated as pre-rRNA 2'-O-ribose RNA methyltransferase FTSJ3. Lineage: Eukaryota; Metazoa; Arthropoda; Insecta; Diptera; Culicidae. The transcript has 2 exons. Gene Ontology annotation, cellular component: preribosome, large subunit precursor; nucleolus; nucleus. Gene Ontology annotation, molecular function: rRNA (uridine-2'-O-ribose)-methyltransferase activity; rRNA (guanine) methyltransferase activity. The record is from RefSeq and is a predicted model, not a curated record. Gene Ontology annotation, biological process: rRNA methylation; maturation of 5.8S rRNA from tricistronic rRNA transcript (SSU-rRNA, 5.8S rRNA, LSU-rRNA); maturation of LSU-rRNA from tricistronic rRNA transcript (SSU-rRNA, 5.8S rRNA, LSU-rRNA). Bases 190 to 2832 code for a protein of 880 amino acids.